Messenger RNA from Phacochoerus africanus (Common warthog), 2679 nucleotides. It is a transcript of the gene CACNG3, whose product is annotated as calcium voltage-gated channel auxiliary subunit gamma 3. Gene Ontology annotation, biological process: postsynaptic neurotransmitter receptor diffusion trapping; transmission of nerve impulse; neurotransmitter receptor transport, postsynaptic endosome to lysosome. Gene Ontology annotation, molecular function: channel regulator activity; voltage-gated calcium channel activity. The transcript is spliced from 4 exons. The coding region runs from base 1178 to 2125 and encodes 315 amino acids. Gene Ontology annotation, cellular component: postsynaptic density membrane; AMPA glutamate receptor complex. NCBI's taxonomy places the organism in Eukaryota, Metazoa, Chordata, Mammalia, Artiodactyla, Suidae. The record is from RefSeq and is a predicted model, not a curated record.
ACUUUUUGCCCGCCCAAGCGAGCCAUAGAACCAUCGCCCAGAGUCGCUGGCCCCUUUAAGAAGACUCGGUCUUCCCCAAUGGGCUCCAGCUGCGCCCGCAGCAAAAGGCAAACUUGCCUGGCUCAUUGGUGAGGGGGGGAAAUGCCGCGUUGGGUGGGAGCGGAGAGAGUGCCAGAGUGCGCUGCGGGCUCCUCUCCCCUACCCCUUUCCUUAACCCUUCCGAGAGCGGGAGCGGAGGAACAGGGUCGUGCUGCAGCACUAAGGAGCCGGGGCGCUGACUGCCCUGGGCUCCCGAAACUUUGCGCGGAGCGUGGGUUUGACUAGGCAGAGCCCAGACAGCUGCGUGGCCUGGGAAGGGACGGGGGAAGGGCGAGGGACAAGAUCGACCCUUCAGCACCCCAGGUCUCUAGCCCCAGCGCCAGAAAGGCGGGGGUGCAGCAGCAGCGGAGGAGCUGUCCCUUCAGCACCACGGACCUACAGCUCGGGCUUUGGGAAGGCGGAGGCGGGGCAACAGGCGGGGAGCUGUCCCUUCAGCACCGCGGACCUUUGCCCUCCGCUGAAACCUCCGGUCCCCGCCCCAGGACUGUCUUUUCUCCAGUUUGAGCGGGGGUGUCAGGAGCAGGCGGAGAGCUUUCCUGGGAGGCUGGGGAAGCAAUGAACACUCUUCUCAGCGACUCGCCUCCCAGCAGUGCUAUUUUUUGCCAUCCGCCCUCACCCCCAGCACACGCGCUCGCACACACACGCACGCACGCACACACACACACACAUAGACCUCACUGGAUUUCUUUGCCUUGAGUCUCCCGGGGCUGUGAAGAGCCAGGCGCAUCUCCAACCGAGCUGGCAGCUCCAGGCUCCAGAGCCAUGCCCUGCACGGACCCUCAUCCUUACCAAGCUCCCGAGGAAUGAAAGGGACCCAGGGACCUUCAGAAGGCAGCAGUGAUGUGGACCAACCCCCUGGAGCCUGCACCCUUUGGAGGGCCAUAGGAGACCCAGGGAACUGGCGAGAGCUCCAGACAGGAAACCUCAGCUUUCCCAAAGUCCCUGUGGAUGCCGACAAAAGGAGAUCCGAAUUUUUGGAAGAGCCUGUCCUAGGUUAUCCAGCUGCAGAGUGAUUUUUCCCCUCUGGCAUUGCACCUCCCUCUCCAACCCCCAGCCGUCCAGAGUACCAUGAAGAAUUAUGAGGAUGUGUGACAGAGGAAUCCAGAUGUUGAUCACCACUGUGGGAGCCUUCGCAGCUUUUAGUCUAAUGACCAUUGCAGUGGGCACGGACUACUGGUUAUAUUCCAGAGGUGUGUGCAGGACUAAAUCUACAAGUGAUAAUGAAACCAGCAGGAAGAAUGAAGAAGUAAUGACCCAUUCGGGGCUGUGGAGGACCUGCUGCCUAGAAGGGGCGUUCCGAGGUGUGUGCAAGAAAAUCGAUCAUUUCCCUGAAGAUGCUGACUACGAACAGGACACGGCUGAAUAUCUCCUGCGGGCUGUGAGGGCCUCCAGCGUCUUCCCCAUCCUCAGUGUCACGCUGCUCUUCUUCGGCGGGCUCUGCGUGGCAGCCAGCGAGUUUCACCGCAGCAGACACAACGUCAUCCUCAGCGCGGGCAUCUUUUUUGUCUCUGCAGGGUUAAGCAACAUCAUCGGCAUCAUAGUUUAUAUCUCAGCCAAUGCUGGAGACCCCGGGCAGCGUGACUCCAAAAAGAGCUACUCCUAUGGCUGGUCCUUUUAUUUCGGAGCCUUCUCUUUUAUCAUUGCGGAAAUUGUGGGCGUGGUUGCCGUGCACAUCUAUAUAGAAAAACAUCAGCAGUUACGUGCCAAAUCCCACUCGGAGCUCCUGAAGAAAUCCACCUUCGCGCGCCUUCCACCCUACAGGUAUCGAUUCCGGAGGCGGUCAAGUUCCCGCUCCACGGAGCCCAGAUCCCGAGACCUGUCCCCCAUCAGCAAAGGCUUCCACACCAUCCCUUCCACCGACAUCUCAAUGUUCACCCUCUCCCGGGACCCCUCCAAGAUCACCAUGGGGACCCUCCUCAACUCCGACCGGGACCAUGCUUUUCUACAGUUCCACAAUUCCACACCCAAAGAGUUCAAAGAGUCAUUGCAUAAUAAUCCGGCCAACAGGCGCACCACGCCCGUCUGAACUGACCUCUGCCCUCUGCCCUCCACCCCGGCUCAGCCCCAGGGGACGUGGGCAGAGGCAGCUCUGAGGUUGCAUGGCAUGGUCCUCGUGAUGGUAUUACUUUUUACAAAGAAUGAAACCAAAUGGACUCGGCCCCCUCUCCCCUACUUUGCCUCGCGCCCAACCCCCAGGUCCCGCCCCUCCGCCCCUGCCCACCUUUUCAAGCCAAUCCCCCCCCCCAUGUCGUUUCUCUCUCUGUGGAUCUGUGCCAGAUGUUCUCCUUUCUUCCUUCUUUACUGGAAGGACCUCCACAUUCUUCCCUCCGUCGAAGAGGACUUGACGCAAAGUCGCAGGUGGUGGCUGGGGUUGGGUCUCGGAAUCCCCAGGUGUGUGCGUCGUGGCCCCCCCAUUGUCCAUCCAUCCAAAUCCUCAGGACACCCACUGCCUGGGUGGCCCUGGGGGGAGGCAUUCACCUUUCUGUGUUAGAAAACCAUGACCAGAAAUCAAAGAUGUCAGAGCCCCAAAGCAGCUAAUGUAAUAAGCACUCAUGUAUUAAAGGUUUUGCCUUGUCGUAA